Messenger RNA from Toxotes jaculatrix (banded archerfish), 1047 nucleotides. Its product is annotated as coiled-coil domain-containing protein 89. NCBI's taxonomy places the organism in Eukaryota, Metazoa, Chordata, Actinopteri, Toxotidae. Bases 1 to 1047 code for a protein of 348 amino acids. The record is from RefSeq and is a predicted model, not a curated record. The transcript is spliced from 7 exons.
AUGGCAACUCCACAAAACAACGCAGAAAACUUCAUGAACUUGGCGGAGCAUGUGGACAAUAUUCAGAGGUCACUGGAAAAUCUUCGAAGCCUUUCUGCAGAGGACAUGACAAAAAUGCUGCGGUCCAGGAUAGAUGAACAGUCAAGUCUGAUCUGCAUACUGAAACAGAGAGCAGAUGAGCAGCUUCUUCGAUGUCAAGCCCUGCAAAACAUCAAUACCGAGCUGGAGCACAGAGUAACAGGCAGCCAGAAAGAACUGGACAGCGAAAGAAAGAAAGCAGAGUUAUUAGAGAAGAGAUUCAUGGAUUUAGCUGCCAACAAUCAAGCCAUUAUUACUUUCAUGGAAGAGUACAAAAAUCUGAAUGCCCAGUUAAAGAUGGAAAACAAACAGUUGCAGGUAGAAAAUGACAUGCUUUUCUCCCAAAAACUACAAGAUAAAGAGGUGCUUGUGCAAAACCUGAUGCAAGAAAUCAAACUGCUGACAGAGAAUUAUACGAAUAAAGAAAAUGAAUAUCAGGAGAAAUUAGCUGAAUACCAGUCAAAACUCCAGGAACAGGCAACUCAACAUCAAGCCAAAGAAGCAUCGCUACUUGAUCAACUGCAUGACGCUCAGCAACAGAAAAGAGAUGCUGUAGAGAUGUCCAAAGCCAUGAAGCUGAAGCUAGACGGGGCUGAAGAAAAGCAUGCUUUGAAGGAGAUCAAGAUGAGAGAAAACAUAAUAAGCCUCACCAAAGAGAAGGACAAACUAUUGUCUCUGUCUGUGGAGAGAGGGAGAGUGAUACAGGAGAAACAAGAGGAAAUCCAGCAGCUGGAGAGAAAAUGGAAAGAAGAGAAAAAGUCCCGGGCUGAAGCAGAGGACAGGUUUGAACAGGACGCAGAAGCUGUUAAUGCAGAUGUAAAAGUGAAGUCUCUCCAGUGUGCUCUUGAUGAGUCCAUGACAAACUAUGACGAUCUUAAAAAGGAUUUCGAAGCCUUCAGAGAAUACAGCUCCAGUCUCCUUAAGCAAGAGAGGGAACUGAAUAAGAAACUGAGCUACAUGUUCGGUUAA